AUGGCAAGACUAGUACUAUUCUCUCUCUUCUUCUUCUUCCUCUCAAUCCUUUUGCAGAUCCAGCCUGGAGUUGGCGCUGCUGAUGAUGAUGAGUGCAAGCCAGAAAUAUGUGGAGAUAUUGUUAUCCGCUUUCCUUUCAGACUUAUUGAAAGGCAUUCGGAUCAUUGUGGUUAUCACGGAUUUGAUCUCUCUUGCUCUCCCAACUACCAAACCAUCCUCAAUCUUCCCCUCACUACUUCUUCUUCUUCUUCUUCAAAUGUAGUGGUCAUUACCCACAUAGACUAUGGUUCUCAAAUGCUAUAUGCAGAAGACCCAGACGGUUGCUUUGUGAAGAACUUUGAAAACUUUAACUUCUCCGCUUCUCCCUUCCAACUAUUUCACACAUACGACAUCUUUUAUUACUUCAGCUGUCCUCAUGAUUCUUCUUACAAGGGAAUAAACUCAUCAGAACUAUGCCCACCUUAUUAUGAAUUACCUUGCCCCGUGGAUUGCGCUAGUGAUUCAACUCAGCAAGUGUAUGCUGUUUCCAUUAACGCCGAAUUGUACAACCUGCCACCGUGGCCAUGCAAAUCCAUCACAAAAAUCUCUGACUUAAAACAUUUUUCAUUGAAUUGGUCGGAGCCCAUGUGUGGCCAUUGCGAAUCACUUCAAAAACUCUGCAGAUUCAGGGAUAUCAACAAUACUCAACACAACCUCACGGAACAUGAAACAGAGUGUUAUGGAGAGCUGAAGCAAGUCAAGCAACCAAGAGAUUUUAGCAAGAAACUUAUAAUUACAGGUUAUUGCUUAACUAGUCUUGUUAUUCUCGUUGGAGUAAGUCUUACAUACUCCAUCCUAACUUCUGAUGAUAACAAGAGAUAUUAA
This is a messenger RNA of Impatiens glandulifera, 864 nucleotides long. RefSeq names its product putative RING-H2 finger protein ATL21A. Lineage: Eukaryota; Viridiplantae; Streptophyta; Magnoliopsida; Ericales; Balsaminaceae. The record is from RefSeq and is a predicted model, not a curated record. Bases 1 to 864 code for a protein of 287 amino acids. The transcript is spliced from 4 exons. Gene Ontology annotation, molecular function: polysaccharide binding.